CAUUCAUUCAUCAAAUUAACCUCAUUAGCCUAAAAAAAUCCAACAUGCCAAAGAACAUUCGAAAAUCCCUUCAAAAAAUUUUCUACAGAAUCAAAACUCAUCCUAGGUCACAAAAAUUCGGCUUAUCCUCUAAGAAAUGGAUUGAUAUCAAUGCUUGCAAACAUUCUAGAACUCUUUCUUUCUCGUUGGACGACAAAAACAAUGACAACAACAACAAGAAGAAUUACGAUGAAGCUACACUAUCCGACAUUGACCGUUUUCUCUUUGAGAAUUUUAAAUCUUUAUUCCUUGAAGAUGACGAAAAAACUGAUUGUAAUCACGACACUAAACGGGCCGUCUCAUUAGAUGAAGAUGGAGAAGAUGAAGAUGAAGCGGAAGAAGAAGAAAAAACUCGAGAAGAAAAAUAUCCAAAAUUGGGUCCCAUAUUUUUCGAUCCAUCUGAGGAAAGACCGUUGGAUCUUCGUGGAUCUAAUAGAUUCUUUUUGACACGUGGCUUCUCGGGGUCCAUGUCGAACACAACAUCAACAACUACAACAAACACAUUUGAAGAAAUGGGAUCAUGCUCAAACUCAUCAACCCCAAAAAAAUUCAAUAAUAAUAAUAAUUCAUCUUCAAAAGAUGAUCAAGUGAAUAUUCCUCAUAAUUGUGUUGUUGUGUUGGCUAGUUCGCCAAAUCCUUACGAUGAUUUUCGAAGAUCCAUGGAAGAAACAGUGGAAGCAAGAUUGAGGAACAAUCAAUGUGUGGAUUGGGAUUUUAUGGAAGAGCUUUUGUUUUGUUAUAUGAACUUGAAUGAAAAGAAAUCAUAUAAGUUUAUAUUAAGUGCUUAUUGUGACUUGAUCAGUCUCAUGAGACAAAGUUCAGAGACUGAACCGACGAAGCCGCGGAGCGUUCGGACUGUUAGGAUUGGGAGGGAGGUAAGGAAGACUAAAGAAUUAACAUUAGAAUUUGCAGGUUCAAGAUAAUCAAUAAAAGUUUAAGGGAUUUGUUUGAGUUAUGUUAUGUCUUUCUUUUGGAUUUCUUGUUCACCCUAGUCUUGUGUUUUGAAAAUAACAAACACGUAUUAUGAUUAUAUAUGAUGUAUGUUCUAUUUUAAUGCUGGAGAAAAUAAAUGUUAACAAUUUCACUGGUCGUUAAUAUAUAGUUCAUG
Messenger RNA from Trifolium pratense (red clover), 1147 nucleotides. Its product is annotated as transcription repressor OFP14-like. The transcript has a single exon. NCBI's taxonomy places the organism in Eukaryota, Viridiplantae, Streptophyta, Magnoliopsida, Fabales, Fabaceae. Gene Ontology annotation, biological process: negative regulation of DNA-templated transcription. The record is from RefSeq and is a predicted model, not a curated record. The coding region runs from base 45 to 962 and encodes 305 amino acids.